Messenger RNA from Pistacia vera, 967 nucleotides. RefSeq names its product 6,7-dimethyl-8-ribityllumazine synthase, chloroplastic. The record is from RefSeq and is a predicted model, not a curated record. Gene Ontology annotation, cellular component: intracellular anatomical structure; riboflavin synthase complex. NCBI's taxonomy places the organism in Eukaryota, Viridiplantae, Streptophyta, Magnoliopsida, Sapindales, Anacardiaceae. Gene Ontology annotation, biological process: riboflavin biosynthetic process. The transcript has 8 exons. Gene Ontology annotation, molecular function: 6,7-dimethyl-8-ribityllumazine synthase activity.
AUCAUCAAUUCAAUUCUCACUCAAAAAUCAAGUUCUCUCCCUCCCAAACUUCAACAAAAAUGGCUUUGAAUCUCAAGACUCCAAUCCACCACUCUCCCUCUUCAGCUUCAUCUCCUCAAUAUGUCCAUGGGUUUUCCUCAAAACCCUCUUCAAUCUCCUUCCCACACUCUCCUUCUCUCCCAGGCUUUGCAAUUGGAACCCAAGUAGCUUUUGAGAGGAACGACCGUUUCUCGGUUGUUGAAACGGCAGCCGUGACACAAUUGACUGGAUCGUUGACUAGAAGUGAGGGACUCCGCUUUGCUGUGGUUGUAGCGCGGUUUAAUGAGAUUGUGACAAAACCAUUGUUGGAGGGAGCUUUGGAGACUUUCAGAAAAUAUUCAGUUAAAGAAGAAGAUAUUGAUGUUGUAUGGGUUCCCGGUAGUUUUGAAAUCGGUAUUGUUGCAGAAAGGCUGGGGAAGUCUCGAAAAUAUCAUGCAGUAUUAUGAAUUGGAGCUGUGAUAAGAGGUGAUACUUCCCAUUAUGAUGCUGUGGCUAAUUCUGCCGCAUCAGGAGUACUUUCUGCCGGCCUGAAUUCAGGUGUUCCAUGCAUUUUUGGUGUCCUGACUUGUGAAGACAUGGAGCAGGCUUUAAACCGUGCUGGUGGUAAAUCUGGGAAUAAGGGUGCAGAGACUGCUUUGACUGCUAUUGAAAUGGCAUCUUUGUUUGAGCACCAUCUGAAUUAAGGACUAUGCAAAGAAGAGUUUGGAUGCAAUCCGUUUUCCCCAUUUUUUCCUUUCCCCGAACAUGGCCUGUUUUUGUUGUAGAUUUCGUGUCCAAAGUCUGAAAUUUCUAUAGAGCUCUUUUAGAAUUGCAUAAGGGUAGCCAUAGCCUUUCCAAAUUAGAUGAACUAUUUCUUAAUUGCUUUGUUACCCAAAUAUUUGUUCCUGUGCUGCACUGGAAUGAAAGAGGAUGUAUUUGAUGUUAUUAA